GCGGCGCGGCGGCGGACGACGACCUCGUGGUCGAGCCCGAGGAAGGGAGAAGUGGCCGCCACGGGACCCGAGCUGUCCAGAGGAAGAAGACGCUGGUUUGGUCCCAUAACAGAUGAGUCCUCAGUGUCAAAGGUGGCACAAGAAGCAGAGGAGCUACGCUGAUUCCAGAGCAGCAUGAUGACUGUAGAGCUGAAGGUGGCUGCGCACUUGGACCCUCAGAUCACAGCUCUGUGGGAAACCAAGGGGUCUGUGAGAGAGAACUCCAGUCAUCAUGAUAAAUGGAGCCCACAAAUCUACAGUACUGGUUCUGAGAGCUCUCGCCAGGACUUCCGGAACUUCCGCUAUCGUGAAGCAGCUGGACCCCUCGAGGCUGUGAGCCAACUUCAGGAAUUAUGCCAUCGGUGGUUGAGGCCAGAGAUCCACUCAAAAGAGCAAAUUUUGGAACUGCUGGUGUUAGAACAGUUUCUGACCAUUCUGCCCAGGGAGACCCAGACCCAGAUGCAGAAGCACCACCCACAGAACAUUAAAGAGGCCGUGACCCUAGUAGAAUACUUGCAGAGAGAAUCUGACCAAACCAGGACUGGGGUUUCGUUCCACGAGAUGGAAAAGGAGGCCCAACGACUGGGCCGGUUGCAGGAUGGAGAGUUUGUGAAUGCAUCCCAGGGUCUACAGAAACAGCCAUGCAGAAAUGCUCAAAAAGAAACUGCCCCCGUGUACGAAAAGGGUCUGCCUGCCCCACAGACUCUAGCCCUUUCUGAACAGACAAACACCAAAGAUUGGAUGAUGGCCCCUAAGAUCAUCAUACCUGAAGCCCAGAGCUUGUUGACAUUUGAAGAGGUGGCCAUGUAUUUUUCCCAGGAAGAAUGGGAGUUACUGGAGCCCACUCAGAAGGCCCUCUACCAUGAUGUAAUGCAGGAAAACUAUGAGACUGUCAUCUCUCUAGCAUUAUUUGUACUCCCUAAACCUAAAGUGAUCUCCUGUCUAGAGCAAGGGGAAGAGCCAUGGAUCCAUGGACCCAGAGAAUUCAAGGACAGACCUGUUGAAUCCCCUACAGGGUUAAAACUCAAAAUUGACACUGGGAAUUCUCAGCCUGUCUUGCUUCCUGCCAUAGAAAUAGAAGCACUAGGAGGUACCGUUUCCAAAAAGUCCAGAACAAGCAUCCCUCAGAAAACAACAGGCAAAGAAAAUCAAGGUGGUGUGCAGAGGGCUGAGAAAUGGCCUCGAGAUUUUCCAGUGAAGAAAAGAAAAAAACUUUCAACCUGGAAGCAAGAGUUGCUGAAACUUAUGGAUCUUCACAAGAAAAACCGUGCACGGGAGAAGCCUUUUAAAUGCCAGGAAUGUGGGAAAAGCUUCAGAGUUAGUUCUGACCUUAUUAAGCACCAGCGAAUUCACACUGAAGAGAAACCCUAUAAAUGUCAACAAUGUGAUAAGAGGUUUAGAUGGAGUUCAGAUCUUAAUAAGCACUUAACAACUCACCAGGGCAUAAAACCUUAUAAAUGCUCAUGGUGUGGGAAAAGCUUCAGUCAAAACACAAAUCUACACACACACCAGAGGACUCACACAGGAGAGAAACCUUUUACAUGUCAUGAAUGUGGGAAAAAGUUCAGUCAGAACUCCCACCUUGUUAAACACCGGAGAACCCAUACAGGUGAGCAACCAUUUUCUUGUAGCAUCUGCAAGAGAAACUUCAGCAGGCGGUCAAGCCUUCUAAGGCACCAAAAACUCCACAAGUGAACAAAAGCUAACCCAUUAUCCCCUUUCUAAAGUUCACCAAAUGGAGAAACACAAUAUCAUGAAACAACGUAAGAUUUUGUCAUCGAUGGAAAUCUUAUGGGUGCAAAUGACAGAAGUCUAGUCUGCAAAGGAGAAUGACAGUUCACUACUUUUAACAGAAUUCCCAUAAUGUUCUAAGAACAUUAUGAUGAGAGUUUUGUCUUGCAAAAGAAACUCAACUUCAAAUAGUAGGUUUAACCAUGAGUUAAUUAACAGUCUUCUGUGAUCCUAGAAGUGAAAGUUUUAUAUUAAUCACCCCAUUUUUUAACAUACAGAAACGUGUAGCCUGGUCUUCCCCCAAGAAAGCAAUAACGUGUUGAAUUGGAAACUAUUAAUCUCAGGGUGGUAGAUGUACAACAUUUUAAAUUGUCUCCUAAAACGAAUUUUCCAAGAAACCGGAUCUUAUGUUCUCUUUGGUCACUUCACAAGGUUAGGUGAGUUUCUCCUUGAAUUUUUUAGCAACUUUAAAUCUUGAUUUUUUUUUUAAACUGUACUCACAUUUAAGUCACCAUCCAGGAGUCUACUAGAUCAGCUGCUGCACUAGCUUAUGGCUCAUUGUGGUGUUUGAAAAAUGGAAACCGUCUCUAAUGAGAUUUUAGGAAUACGGGUUGAAUUUAUGGACAUGAACUAUGUGUUAGUUGUAAAGAAUUAGUUCUGGCAAUAAAUGACAUCUCUUUACCUCAUGAUGUCAAUAGGAUAAAACAGCCAUAAAAUUUAGCACUUGCCCAUGGCUUGAAAGAAAAUUAGUGGCCGUUCAGGAUCAGAUUUUUGUCAGGUUUGUUUUUGUUUGCUUUUAAAUUUGGCUUGUUUUUCUUAAGAACAAGGGGAAAUUGUGUUUAUAUGGGAACUAGGGUAUGUGUGCUCCAAACAGAUCCCAGAAGUUCACUUGCUAUGGUGACAUGAGGAAUCUAGUUUACAAAAGAUAAGAGUUCCCACAAUGAAAAUGUUACGGAAGGAUUGUUGAAUUCACACCUGUGUAGUUUGUCUUACACUGUGUUAUAGAUUGAAUUGUGUCCACAGCAAGAUGUGUAAGUCCAAAGCCCUAGCCCUGAAGUAGGAGCCCUGGUUGCACAGUGGUUAAGAGUUCAGCUGUUCAAGGUGCCAGUUUGACUCAACAGCCACUCCCCUGGAGAAUGACGUAGCACUCCUAUGAAGAUUACAGCCUUAAGCAUCCUGUGGGGCAGUUCAGCUCUAACCUAGAGAGCGGUUGUAUGUUGGAAUUAGCUCUACAGCAAUGGGUGUACCUGUGGUUUUAGUCUCCCUUGGGAAUUGAUUUCCCUUACGUUAAUGUGAUAGUAGCAGUAUAGGGUGUGCCUUAAAAACCUAUCCGUUGAGAUAUGAAAGAACAAAUGAAGCAAACACAAACGCAGAAAAAGGUGCAUGUCAUUCCCUUGCCAGGUACCAGGAGUAGAAGCUAAGAAGAGACAGAGACACUCCCUACAGUAGACAGAGUGAGCUUUCCUCAGGAGCCAAUUCCCUGAAUUCAGACUUCUAGCCUUCUCAACUAAGAAAAUCAAGUUCUGUUCCUUAAAGCUACCUGCCUGUAUUUUAUAGCAGCAUUAGAUAACUAAGACACUGUGAGCACUUCAGUGGGCAAGGGUCUGUCUGCCCUUUUCUCAAGCACAGAAUUUAAGAGCAGUCUUGGGUAAUAAAUUUGAUGGACUGGUGCCCAGCUGUAUGUUGCUGCCACUGAGUCAAUUCCAGCUCUUAGUGACCCAGUAGGGCAAAUAAAACUGCCACUUAGAAGAGUUUCUUAGGUUGAGGUGGUAAUCUGUAGCCAAAUAAAACUGCCACUUAGAAGAGUUUCUUAGGUUGAGGUGGUAAUCUGUAACGGCAGAUCACCAAGUCUUUUUGCUCAUUGACCUACUGAGAGCUCUAAACGUUUGCUUCACAACCAAGCACUUACCAUUGUGCCAUCAGGGUACCUUAAAGUCUGUAUAGCCAUCCCAUUGCCAUCGAAUCAAUUCUGUAGGGCCAGAUAGAACUGCCCCAUAGAGUCCCCAAGUUAGAAAUCAUUACAGAAGUGGAAUGCCUCCUCUUGUCCUGUAGAAUGGUUCUGAACCACCACCUUUUCGGUUAGCAGCCAAGAACUUAACUACAACACCAGGUCGCUUUUCAAGUCGGUGAAGUCUUGUAGAUUUCCUCAUGCUUUACCUAUUUAUCUGCAACAGUGACUCAUGUAUGUUUCCAUCCUAGGGGAGAGGUUUAAGAAACCAACUGUAUAGAUGGGGAAGUAAAAGGCUCAAAAGAGGUAAGAGGACUUGCUCAAGAGCCCUCUUCAUCAUUCGGCUGGAGGCUGGAUUGGCAGGACUGAUUUGUAUGCCAUUUUUGUACAACUAGCCUAGAUGAUGUUGUGUUCUCUUUCUGGCUUGGAAAUCAUUCCUAUUUCUUGAUUAAUCACUCAGACACUGUAAGUCUCCUUUAGUGUAUCAAUGGUGCCCUGUGAUCCUUUGAGAUAACAUUGUAAACCACAAGGUUUUUGGUUCAAAUCCACCAGCUGCUCCAAGGGAGAAAGAAGAAUGUAAAGAUUUAUAUUCUCGGGAACCUUAACCACUUUACUCUGCCUUACAGGCUUGCUAUGAUUUAGAAUCAACCCAGUGAGGGGUGGGUUGGUGUGUAAAAUAAGGCUUAACAGUUCACCUCAGGGUUCUGGAGAUGAGAUGAAUCUAGGGAAGCAAAGUGCCUAGCCGAAUCUAGGCUACAAUCAAUGCGCAAUUCCAGCGUAUGCCUUUCCAUUCCCUUUGCUUCCUGGUAGUGUGUGGGGUUGACGCUAUGACUGACAGGAGCCAAGGUGGUGGUGGCCCUUGGCUUCAGUGCUUAAUGGUGUGAGUCACUAUAGCAACUUGGUUGCUAUGUGGUCUGCUCAAAUCCAUUUUUACCCUUUUCUCUGGUAAAUCUGGAACCUUUGGGCACCAGCCCUUUUUCAGUCGGAGUUGGUCUGGAACUUUCAGCCAUGCUUUCGUUUUGCUCUUCAAGAUGCACAGCACUUGGGACUUGCAUCUGAAGCACAGUUGGCUCUCAGGCUGCAGUCCACAAGCUGUGACCCAAUACCCUCAGAACCCUGAGGCCUAGACGCAUCUCUUCUGCCAGGACGUGUGCGUCACUUAAUCAGUUCAGGAGCGUGUUCUGAUGUGCCACAAACUGUCCUGGAUUCUGAGGACACAUCUGUGAAGAGGAGAAGCAAAACUGCUUAGGACAUUUGCGUUCUAACAAGUGGUGAACGGGCUAAUGGUUACGCUUCCCUGCUGCUGGCAGGGUCAUGGGCUGUGAGUACACGUGUCGACCUCUGGGCUGAAGAAGUUCUUUGCUGGUGCAAGACUAGUACUCCUUUUGCCUUAAUUGUGAAACACACAUAAAGGAGCCGAGUUCAAAGCCAUUUGGGAUGCUGAGGCCCCCGUGGGAGCCAACCAUUCUGGAGAAUUCCUCACACCUGAAAUAGCCUUUGUAAGAACAAUAAAUAAAGUGGCGUGUAAAUCA
This is a messenger RNA of Echinops telfairi (small Madagascar hedgehog), 5250 nucleotides long. It is a transcript of the gene ZNF75A, whose product is annotated as zinc finger protein 75a. The record is from RefSeq and is a predicted model, not a curated record. Gene Ontology annotation, molecular function: DNA-binding transcription repressor activity, RNA polymerase II-specific; RNA polymerase II cis-regulatory region sequence-specific DNA binding. Bases 175 to 1734 code for a protein of 519 amino acids. Gene Ontology annotation, biological process: negative regulation of transcription by RNA polymerase II. The transcript has 7 exons. NCBI's taxonomy places the organism in Eukaryota, Metazoa, Chordata, Mammalia, Afrosoricida, Tenrecidae.